GCAGGCAGAGUGUCAACCAAAUAAUUACAGCAAGUAGCCACAUUCUGGAGAGAAAUCACCAUGUGUUAGUGCUUCCUCGUGGCAUUUUUUGGAUACAAACGCAGGCCGACAAAGUGGAUUGAGAGCGCACGAGCCACGUUCUUCAGAGCAGCAGCGAUGGAGGAGCAGCGGGACCCGAACAGCUCGGACAGCAGCGAGGCAGAGAGCGUCUCCCCGGCCCCCAGCCUGCCCUCUCCGCCCAUCCUGCCGCUGCAGGUCGCGCAGCAGGCCCACAGAACCACCAACUUCUUCAUCGACAACAUCCUGCGGCCGGACUUCGGCUGUAAGAAGGAGCUCGGCCUCGGCUCGCGGGAGAGGGCGCACAGCUCCGGCCGGGAGCGCGUGCAUCCGGCGGUCAGCAGGCCGAGCCUCCCCGGGACUCCUUGCCAGGACUCAAACUGCAGCACCGACAGCUCCUCCUCCUCCGCCUCCUCCACCUCACUGACGAGUCCCAAAAAGAGCGGCGGCGGAGGAGCGGCAGCUGCCGCCGGCUCCACCGGGAGCGGCGGAGUGAAAGCCGAGGAGAGGACGGGCGGCGGGGCCGUGGAGAACACUUCCUCCUCGUUGGUGGUUCUGAACGGCUCCGCCGCUCCAACACCGGAAAGCCAGCCGCUGCUGUGGCCCGCCUGGGUCUACUGCACCCGGUACUCGGACAGGCCCUCAUCUGCAGGCCCAAGGACCCGGAAACUGAAAAAGUCGAAAAGCGGCAAAGAGGACAAGCGGCCGCGCACCGCCUUCACCGCGGAGCAGCUGCAGCGGCUGAAGACGGAGUUCCAGGUGAACCGGUACAUCACGGAGCAACGGAGACAGUCUCUGGCCCAGGAACUGAACCUGAACGAGUCCCAGAUCAAGAUCUGGUUCCAGAACAAGCGCGCCAAGAUCAAGAAGGCCAGCGGCUUCAAGAACGGACUGGCGCUGCAGCUGAUGGCGCAGGGACUGUACAACCAUUCCACCACCACCAUCCAGGAGGACAAGGAGGACAGCGACUGAGGAGGAGGAGGAGGAGGAGGAGGAGGCUCGGGGACUGACGCGUGCUCCUCCUCCAUACACUCUGUACUAUGUAAAUAUAUGAUAUCUAAUUUAAUGAUGAGGAGGGGAGGGGGAGCUGAGCGGAUCUCCUCUUCCUCACCUCCUCACCUCCUCCUCCUCCUCCUCUCUGCAGCAGACAGACAGACUGAGACUGAAGCUGCCGACACAAACCAAAGAUCUCCUCGGGAAACAGAGCCUGACACUUUCUCAAACUUUAAAGACUGAAAAAGAAACAUCCCUCAUUAUCUUCUUCAUUUCUGUGUCUGUGAGCUGAGAGUGAAACGGACCCCCUCUCCCUCCUCUUCCUCCUCCUCCUCUUCCUCCCGCAGCCAGCAGCUGAUGUUCUGGCACUUUCUCUUUCCUGCAGCUCGUGUAUCUGUGGUUCCAGCAGCGUCCAAACACGACGCGAGCAGCCACAAGCUCCAUCACACUUUGAGUUUUUAUUCUCCUUUGGACCAACAUGACUUCUGAGAACUGUUGUAAUCCUGCUGCUUGUUUCACACUGACUCCACACACGCUGAACCAAGUGCCAAAACCCGAACAAACACACACACUACCUGCAGGGAGACAGAGCAGGAGCAUUAAGGCAUCUGAUGGGGUGUAAUUUAAUUUUAAAAGCACUUAUAAGAAUCGUUUUUGCAGAAUGCAGAAAAUUUAGAUGCCAGAUAUUUUAAUUUGACAUUUUAGUAUAAUCAUAAAUUAAAUAAAUGAAUAGCUUUACUAUUUUCCCGUGAUGGACUGAAUGUUUUAGAACAAAACCUCACAAAAAAGGCAGAGCUAAAUGACGGAAAUUAAUAGAUUUGAUGCUUCGAUAAUUAAAGCUUCAGAUAUUAUUAUA
Molecule: messenger RNA, 1906 nt
Organism: Notolabrus celidotus (New Zealand spotty)
Lineage: Eukaryota; Metazoa; Chordata; Actinopteri; Labriformes; Labridae
Product: homeobox protein engrailed-1-like
Exons: 3
Coding region: 157-1029 (290 amino acids)
Biological process (GO): neuron differentiation; multicellular organism development; regulation of transcription by RNA polymerase II
Cellular component (GO): nucleus
Molecular function (GO): RNA polymerase II cis-regulatory region sequence-specific DNA binding; DNA-binding transcription factor activity, RNA polymerase II-specific
Source: RefSeq, a predicted model, not a curated record